AUGUCCGACGACAACCUGAUUGCUGAAUUCAUUUCAAUUACCAAUGCAUCCAAGGCGCUUGCCGAGCAGUACCUACUGAGAAACAACAAUGACUUGGUUGGAGCAGUUGAGGACUACUAUGCCAACAACGAACAUCAAAGCCAUGCUUCGCAUCCGCAGUCACGUCCAUUUGAGCAGCACGAACCGCCAAUGUUUGGCUCGCUGACCUUGGCGCAAGCUGGCUUUGGUUCACAAAAGACGCAGAAGAGGGCCAAACAACCAAAAGGCAUCACUACGUUCCGCGAUUUGAACAAUGAGGACGACGAUCUGGAAGAUGAUCGCACAAACCACAAUUUCUUCACCGGCGGAGAGAAAUCUGCGUUGCAAGUUGAAGACCCCAACAAGGACCGCAAGAAAGACCUGAGCAUCGUUGAUCAGAUUUUCCAAAAGGCCAGAGACCAGAUGAAUAUGCCCGAUGGUCGUCCCAGUGCUAGGGCUCAACAACAACAGCAACUGGAGCGCGCAGAGCAAUUCGCUGGCACCGGGUUCAAAUUGGGCGAUGGGAACGAGCCGAGCGAGGCCAUCGAGGACCCACGUGCCCAUGCGCGGGAGUUGAUGAACCGCCUCAGACCGAAAAAAGUUAAUCGAGAAAUCACGUUUUGGAAACAGGGGUUCACCGUGGGCGACAGUUUGUUAUAUAGCUACGACGACCCCAAGAACCAGAGAAUCUUGAAUGAGAUUGAGCAAGGGAGAGUGCCCAUUUCGAUAUUGGAAGUCGACCCGGGCGAUGAUGUUGACGUGACGGUGUCUAAGCGCACCGAUGAGGAUUACGUGCCCCCCAAGAAGAAAGUUGGCGGGUACCAUGGCGCGGGACAAAGGUUGGGCUCUCCUGUGCCUGGCGAGACCGAUUUAUUGAGCAGAGGCCAACAAACUCCUGCUGAAAAAACUGUCGAUGAUAAAUCUUCCAGUGAGGCAAAGAAGCAGCAGUCCGCGGCAGGCCAAGGAGAAGGCGACACUUUGAUCCAGAUACGAUUCGCUAAUGGCAAGAGAACUUCCCAGAAAUUCUACGCGAGCGAUCCAAUCACCGUGGUCUAUGAAUUUGUGAGGAAUCACGAGAACAACAGCGGGAACGGCGAUCGAAGCUUUACCCUAAGUCAUGCUUUCCCAGUGAAACCGAUUGAAGAAUCGAAUGAUAUCACAGUUGCCGAUGCAAAGUUGCUGAAUGUCGUUGUGGUGCAGAGAUGGAGCUAG
This is a messenger RNA of Lodderomyces beijingensis, 1230 nucleotides long. NCBI's taxonomy places the organism in Eukaryota, Fungi, Ascomycota, Pichiomycetes, Serinales, Debaryomycetaceae. The record is from the annotation of a GenBank genome assembly.